Molecule: messenger RNA, 1689 nt
Organism: Lodderomyces jiufengensis
Lineage: Eukaryota; Fungi; Ascomycota; Pichiomycetes; Serinales; Debaryomycetaceae
Gene: PHR2
Product: 1,3-beta-glucanosyltransferase
Exons: 1
Coding region: 1-1689 (562 amino acids)
Biological process (GO): fungal-type cell wall (1->3)-beta-D-glucan biosynthetic process
Cellular component (GO): fungal-type cell wall; cytoplasm
Molecular function (GO): 1,3-beta-glucanosyltransferase activity
Source: RefSeq, a predicted model, not a curated record
AUGUUAUUUAAAUCAAUAAUUUCAACAACUAUAUUAGCUUUAUCAAGUUAUGUUUUAGCAGAUGAUUUACCAGAAAUUGAAAUUGUUGGUAAUAAAUUUUUUUAUUCAAAUAAUGGUUCACAAUUUUUUAUGAAAGGUAUUGCAUAUCAACAAAAUAAUUUAAAUUCAAGUGAUUCAUUUGUUGAUCCAUUAGCUGAUCCAAAAACUUGUAAAAGAGAUAUUCCAUAUUUAUCUGCUGUUGAUACUAAUGUUAUUAGAGUUUAUGCUUUAGAUGUUACUGAAGAUCAUACUGAAUGUAUGGAAGCUUUAAUGGAUGCUGGUAUUUAUGUUAUUGCUGAUUUAUCACAACCUGAUGAAUCAAUUAACAGAAAAAAUCCUGAAUGGACUUUAGAUUUAUUUCAAAGAUAUACUUCAGUUGUUGAUUUAUUUCAUAAUUAUACUAAUAUUUUGGGAUUUUUUGCAGGUAAUGAAGUUACAAAUGAUGAUACAAAUACUGAUGCUUCUGCUUAUGUUAAAGCUGCUAUUAGAGAUACUAAAGCUUAUAUCAAGGCAAAAAAUUAUAGAAAUAUUCCAGUUGGUUAUUCAUCAAAUGAUGAUUCUACUAUUAGAGUUGCAUUAGCUGAUUAUUUUGCAUGUGGUGAUGAAGAUGAAAGAGCUGAUUUCUUUGGUAUUAAUAUGUAUGAAUGGUGUGGAUCAUCAACUUUUCAAUCAUCAGGUUAUCAAACUGCUACAAAUGAUUAUAAAAAUUUAGGAAUUCCAGUUUUUUUCUCUGAAUAUGGUUGUAAUGAAGUAUCACCAAGAAAAUUCCAAGAAGUUGGUACAUUAUUUGGUAAUCAAAUGACUGAUGUAUGGUCAGGUGGUAUUGUAUAUAUGUAUUUCCAAGAAGAAAAUGAUUAUGGUUUAGUUUCAAUUGAUUCAAAUGGUGAUGUUUCAACUUUAGGUGAUUAUAAUAAUUAUAAAUCAGAAAUUCAAAAAAUUAGUCCAUCAUCAGCUCAAGCUUCUGCAGUAAGUGCUACUGAAUCAGGUGUAACUUCAUGUCCAACUGCUACUGAUGUUUGGAAUGCUUCAACUGAUUUACCACCAACUCCUGAUAAAGAUAUUUGUGAUUGUAUGCAAUCUUCAUUAAAAUGUGUUGUUGCUGAUUCUGUUGAUUCUGAAGAUUAUGCUGAUAUGUAUAGUUAUGUUUGUUCUAAAAUUGAUUGUUCAGGUAUUGGUUCAAAUGGUACUACUGGUAAAUAUGGUGCUUAUUCUCCAUGUUCAGCAAAAGAAAAAUUAUCAUUUGUUUUAGAUCUUUAUUAUAAAGAUCAAAAUGAAAAUAGUUCAGCAUGUAAAUUUAGUGGUUCAGCCUCAUUAAAGAGUGCUUCUACUGCUUCUUCAUGUUCUGCUUAUUUAUCAUCAGCUGGUCCAUCAGGUGCUGGUACUGUUCAAGGUUCAGUUAGAACUGAUACUUCACAAGCUUCAGAUACUAAUGGUGGUGGUAAACAAAAUGGUGGUUCAUCAGGUUCAUCAAGUUCUUCAAGUGGUUCUGGAUCAUCAUCAGCUUCAGGAGGUUCUUCAUCUUCAUCAAGUGGUUCAUCAUCAGGUGGUAAAACUUCAAGUGGUUCAUUAUCAAUUGAUUUAACUACUUUAACUAAAAUUGGAGCUAUUGGAUUUUCAAUGGUUAUUGGUUUUGGUUUUAUUUUAAUUUAA